GGUCAGAGAGAGGGCGAGGGUCAAACUAGCACGUUUGCCGGAAAGACAGGAUUUGUGCGUUUGCUGUGGUCAAGUGUAGCCUGAUUGCAAACACAAGCUCCGUAAUGUUUAAAAUUGAAGGCCUGGGUCCCAAAAUGGACCCCGAGGAGAUGAAGAAGAAAAUGAGGGAAGACGUGAUCACGUCAGUGAGGAAUUUUCUGAUCUACGUAGCGUUGCUCAGAGUCACGCCCUACGUCCUGAAGAAACUGGAUAGCAUCUGAAGAGUCUCGCUCUCCCGCCUGCGGAGGUCUUUCCCUGCGGCAGCUCAAGACAACAGCGCGGAGCCUCUGCUGGACCGGGAACAUGUCGGCAAUGCUGCCAGAGAUCACCAGGACUGCUCAGUCCUUGGCUUGGGCUACACAUCUGGUUCUGCCCUCUAUCGUCACCUCAUUGUUUAAAGGCUGCGAUACCCAUCAUGUGUAUGAAUGGAUCUCAACACUGUGCAACUCUCACAACACUGCAGGACUUGUGUGCUGAUUUUAUGUAUUCUUGUUAAUACAGGUCAAUUACCCAAUGAUGUGUAACCCUUUAAAAAUAUUUCCCCAUCUCGCGUACGAGUGAAAUAUAACAGAACAGCAUGAGUUUUUUUUUUAAUUUGGGUUUUUUUUUUAAGGAGGGGUGAAUCCAGCAUCCUUUUCUUUGGGAUAGCUUUUGUUUGUUUUAAAACCUCCUGCGCGGUGGCGUUAUUUGACCGUAACGCCAUUCCCAUGAAGUGUAGUGUGAGUAUUUGUGUCGGCCGAUUCUGACGGCGAAGGGGACGUGAUUCCAGCCCUCGCUUGAUGGAGCAAUUUUAAAUUCCACUCACUGCACCACAAGUCAAAAUAAAAAUGGUUCUUACGAUUGCU
Messenger RNA from Lepisosteus oculatus (spotted gar), 884 nucleotides. RefSeq names its product translocase of outer mitochondrial membrane 5 homolog (yeast) (gene tomm5). Gene Ontology annotation, cellular component: mitochondrial outer membrane translocase complex. The record is from RefSeq and is a predicted model, not a curated record. Lineage: Eukaryota; Metazoa; Chordata; Actinopteri; Semionotiformes; Lepisosteidae.